Molecule: messenger RNA, 6546 nt
Organism: Notodromas monacha
Lineage: Eukaryota; Metazoa; Arthropoda; Ostracoda; Podocopida; Cyprididae
Source: the annotation of a GenBank genome assembly
UCCAUGCGUUGAACUUCGCUGGAACAUACAUUAAAUCGACUAUUGCUGUUCUUUGUAAUUUUCAUCUAGGCGGACCUUAUGACAGUCAACGGUAUUACAUGAUUAAUCAGAAUUUUACUUUAUUCCGAAAGGUUGAUGCGCAUGAUACUUUGUUGAGCGAAUUUUAAAUUGACCAUUUCUGGUUAAGCUUGUGUGUAAUAAGUGUGAAAGGAUGACUUUCGACCUGGAAGAUCUUGUUCUCAAGGCCAAGAAAAAAAGAGUCGCAAUUGGAAUCAUCUCUGAGACAUAUGUCGAUUCGGCUGAAUAUGACGACGAAGAUGAAGACAUACAAAAACUUAAAGCGGGUCAAUGUAGAGUCGCUUGGCUUCCGCGUGGCGUUGAAACUAUUGAGGAUGAAGCAAAGCUUGUUCUGGGUGAUAAGAGUAUGAUGCCUUCGGAUACCGUUGAAAAGGUCAGCUCUCCUGGAAGAAAAGGAACUGUUCUACGUGUGGGUGUUACCGCCUCAGUUCGGCCUCUAAUUCCAUAUGCGUCUCAGUCGUUGAGCAGCGGUUGGGUGAUAUUAAACGUUCCAGAUGAUCGCCUGAAUCCCCUGUUAGAUUUUGCCGAAGGAAUAGUCGUUAGCUAUGAAUCGUGCUUCGGAACCAUCAGUCGUGUUUCUGUACGGGUUUAUGCGAAGGUCAAUUGCUCGUGGGAUGUUAAAAACGUUGAACGACGUUGUUGGAUACCAGAGUCAAUUGCACUUGACAUGGAAGAAAUUGGCGGAGGCAACGAGGACGACGAGGAAUAUGAGUUGGAAAUGUGCCCAUUUCGUCCUGGUCAACAUCUCACUGGCUCGUUCAAGCAACUGAUGGAAAAUGCGACGUGGCUGACCGCGCCUCCGCCGCCACCCACUGCAAAUGCUUCGAAAACAUCUUUCGCUACGCGGAAGCGCGUUUUCCGAUCCCGUGAAACUCAUCUCAUGGUUUAUGAUGUUUGCGUCGAUUAUGUUUCUGUUUCAUGGAAUACUGAUGAUGGGAGAGUACCACCUCCACCAAGGAUUUCUGGGGAACUCCUGAAGAAGUUGAAAAAAACUCACGUGAACGAGCAGUCCGCUGUUCAUGCCGGCAUUUUGAGGCGAUACGUCGUAAAAGCAGACGAUGUUAUAAUUCCCGCGGAUGAAUGGAAUAAGUCGCUGAGGCAGAAGUUUCCCCCUCGUGCUUCUGACGUCAUUGGUGAUGUAGAAAAUAAAUGUGAUGAAGACUCUCCGAGCGAACCUGCUCCAGAACCACCACCACAAGCCUCCGGAGAGACCCGUAGAGAUGACGAUAGUUCUGAGUGGGUUACAGAAGAUGCAAUUGAAGAUGACGAAGAGCUCGAUUCUGAAGAAAUCAAGUCGCCCUCUAAAAAUCGAGGGAAACGGCACGCAAAACCGUGUAAGCGACACGGUUUCACGAAGCAGCACAAAAUGUUUUCUGGGAGGGAGGUUCCGAAGCCGAAAUCUGGCGAUGAACUCGUCGUCGAAACAGUGUUCACGGAGACCGAAGUCGACGUGAAGUGGCAGGACACAGAGAUCGAAAGAAAUUUGAUGUCCAACGACUUGACUGCUGUGCAACACUUGGAUGAACACGAGCUAUUCCCUGGAGAUUUCGUACAGCCCGCAGAAGGUUUCCAAGCUCCAGGCCACUACGGUUACGUUUUGUCAGUUGAUCAUGCUGAACGUACCGCAAAGGUUGUGUGGUACGAAAAUUUGGACUCGGAUAAUCCGGGAGAAGCCAAGGAAGUAUCCAGGGAGGAAGUGAGCGUUUAUGACAUUGUGGAAAAUCAAGUAUUAAGGCUGACCCUGGGCACUGUUGUGAUGAUUCCUCGUGAGGGAAACGAGGAACCUUCGGUCGGUCAAAUAACGGAGUUACGAGAUGACGGGAAAGUGUCAGUCCAAUGGAUUGACAAGUCGGUUACCGAUCAGUGGCCGUACGAGCUUAAGAGAAUCGGCGAUUACGAUUCGGAUGAAGGAGGGCUGUGGAGCGCUGGUGCUGACAUCUCAUCAAGUUUAUCAUCGUCCUCGGAAAAUUUGGAGAAAAUGGACGACGGCGAUGACUCCUGGUGUACGGCAUCUGACACGAGCGAAGACCGCGAUGAGCAAUUUAGUGCAGAUGUGGAUGAUGGUGGAUCUGGUUCCUCUUUCUACCCGAUUUCGAAGCAUCCUGGAUUGAUGGAUUUGGAUUACAAAGGCACAAAGGAAGAAAAUCCUUCUUACAAAGUCUUCAAAAAUAAGUUUGUUAGAAAGGUUGUGGCGAUGGAGCGUGUGCGUGAUCGCAUUUGGACGAUGGUUUCUCAGCAUCCGAAGGAUGCCAAUCCCGAUGCUUACAACGGCCUUCCACUGCUGGACCUUCCGAAAGUUUGUCGUGAUUGCUUACUCUUGGAUGAAAUCAUGGGACAGAAAACUUUCAGCCAGCGAGAAAUCAACUGGCGACCCUUCACCGAAUUGAGAAAACACUUCGACCGGAACACGUUGGAAGGUUUUGCUGAUGGUGCUCCGGAAUUGAUAAAUUUUAUUGCUUGUGCCGACGCACUUGAAGGGAAACCAAAUAUGAAAGGACAUGUACCGGAGAACGCUAUGAUCAUCGAUUUGAAUCGUAUCUCUAAGAACCGAGUUCGAGCUGGGGUCGUCAAGGUGUUCGGUGAAUCGAUGCGAGCACAUGACCCCAUUUGGGUGCAGUUCGCCGAAGAUGGAACCCCAGUUAUACCCAGUGAAGCUUCCAAAACGGGAAAUAUAACUGCUGCUGUGUUUCCCGGACUGCCGAGCAAAGUUAAAUGCAUUCUCAUGGCAUGGUUACGCGAGCGGUUGUUCCAGGCUUCGUAUCAUAUUGUGACACAUUUUGACUCGAACAACAUCAUGGAUGCAGACGAGUUCUUUCCCGUUGCUUCACUCAAGGAUGACAAUCUUGUCCUUGAUGAAGACGCUGAGCCUGAGGCUGCAGGCGAAGCUGAGCCAGAAUCUCCGAGUGGUGUCAUGGAAGAGUCCGAACCGGUAUCCGCCUCUCCGCAAGUCCUUGUGGAGCGUGGAAGCUUUGAAGUUAUUGAGACGUUACCGGAUUCGCACAAGUAUGCGGCAUCUGUGGCGAAUGCUGAUGGACCAUCCUUCAGCCGCGCUGUGAUGCGAGAGAUGAAGUUGUUGAAGACUUCGCUGCCGAAAGGCAUUCAUGUGCGCGCCUUCGAAGACCGACGGGAUGUGCUUAGUGCUGUGAUUGAAGGCCCCUCUGGAACUCCGUACGAGGGUGGACUGUUUUUCUUCGACUGUCAGCUGCCUCCGGAUUAUCCUUCGAGUCCACCGCGUGUUACCUAUAUUUCUUACGUGACGGAUCGGCUCAACCCUAAUCUAUACGAAGAGGGAAAGGUGUGCGUUAGUUUGCUGGGGACGUGGGAUGGUCGUGGAUCCGAGCUUUGGUCGAAGGACUCGAGCCUGCUCCAGGUUUUGGUAAGCAUUCAAGGAUUGAUUUUGAAUAAAGAGCCGUACUACAACGAAGCUGGCUACGAGAAACAAAGAGGCGAACGUCUGGCUGCGGAAAAUUCGCGCAAAUACAACGAGAUGGCCGUGAUGAAAGUUGUUCAAGCUAUGGCCCGUUUGACUGAACAAGGAUUGCCCUCUAUUUUCGAAAACGAAGUUAAAGAGUUCUUGCGGAAGCAUGGACAUCCGACUAUAAAGAGAAUCAACAAAUGGGUGUCAGCCGGCGAACUUGCAGAAGAUGGACCGGAUUUUCCGCUGUUACCUCUGUCGAAGGGUUGCGUCCUUUGUAUAGAACGUGCUCUAAGCAGCUAUGCCCAAGGCUUGAGAGCCAUUCGUAUUCGUUUAGUGAACGUUUGUCUGGACCAGUUCUUAUUUUUUCAGACAAACAUGGGAAGGCAAAGAGGAAAGAAGGUGAAAGUGCAAAAAGCUUGCGCAGAGCAGGAAGAUGAAUCGAUUAUGAAAGCUCCCCAUUCGUUUGUUAUUCACCGCGGACAAGUUUCACAGCACGUAGAAUGCUUGGUACGAGAUAUUCGAAAAAUAUUCGAGCCCUUCACUGCAUCGCAGCUCAAGGUGAAGAAAUCGAAUUCCAUCAAAGACUUUCUGCAAAUUGCUGGAAUAUUCAGUGUCAAUGCGAUGACAAUAUUAUCUCAGACCGAACGUGGCGUCAACAUGAAGAUCGGUCGGAUUCCACGUGGGCCUUCUGUUACAUUCAGAGUGAAAGAAUAUGCAUUAGCUCGUGACGUGAGAUCGUCCAUCAAACGUCCUCUGGUUUACGAAAGGUUGGACAUGUUUCCCCCGCUUUUAGUUCUCAGUGGAUUUGGAGCAGGAGGAGACAAAAACCAUCUGCUUUUGAUCUCCAAAAUUUUCCAAGGAAUGUUUCCUACAAUCAACGUCACAAAUGUGGAGUUGAAGAAAAUACUUCGUGUUGCCCUCGUUCAUUAUGAUCAUGAAGAGAAUGUCAUCACCCUCAGACAUUAUGCCAUCAAAGUCGUUCCAGUGGCAAGUCGUGCUGUUAAAAAAUUGGUCAGCAACAGAGUACCCGAUCUAAGCAAGUACCAAGAUGUUGAGGAUUUCGUGGCAAGAUGUGGAAUGCUGUCUGAAAGUGAAGGGGAGGAUGAUCCAGAAGCGCACGUUGAAUUAGCGCAAGAAGUUAAUCAAAGAGGGAAUGUACCUGCCCAAAAAUCCUCCAUCCGAUUGAUCGAACUUGGGCCACGCUUGAAACUAGAGGUCAUGAAAAUUGAAGAGGAUUUAUUCAAAGGUGAAAUUUUGUAUCACUCCAUUGUUACGAAGUCUCCAGAGGAAAGAGAGCGGAUUCGGCUUGGUCGAGAGGAGAAGAAACGCCUGAAAGAUGAAAGAAAACGUCUUCAAGAGGAGAACAUCAGAAAUAAACUCGCUCAGGAGAAAACGGAAGAUAAUGUUCCUGCGGAUGCCGACGAAGACGACGAUAACGACAAAGAAUGGUUCAAAAAAGAAGUUGGUGCAGAACCUGAUGCGGAACUUUUUCCGCUUCAGCAAUCUGGUUCAAGAAAACGAAAAACGGAUAAUGAAGACCCCGAAGCUCGUAUGAAAAAGCGGAAGGAAGAAGAGAAGAAACGACGAAUAGAAUUCGAAAAGAAGAUGAAGAAGCUCAAGGCCAAGAAGAAGCACCGUCAACUUGUUGGAUCAAAAAGACAUAAGAAAAAUAGUCGUGCUCCGAAAAAGGAAAGAAAUAGGAUCGAUUUUAUGGAUAGAUUCGAGUGGUGCGACGCAGUCCUGAAGUUGGACGAAAAGCUCGUGGCUAAGCAGGUGGACGUCAAACUGUACGAUGGGGAACAAGCUACAACUUUUGAAAAAGGAGAAGCUGUUUUGACGCCUUAUCGCUUACUCUGGAGGUCACCGGGGCAACACAAGGGACUAGCAUUGAAUCUUAAUUUGGUGGUAUUCGUGGAUGAUGAAUCUGCUACGUUUUCCAAAAGUGCCAAGAUAGUUCUGCACUUGGCCAGAGCUCCUGCAGGAAAGGAACCUGGACCAGUGGAACAGAGUGGUUUUUCACACGUAAAGCUUUCAAUUAAACAAUCAACUGGAGCAGCCAGUUUCAGCGUGAAACUGAAGGAAGUCUUGGCUACUGGUGCAUGGACCAGUAAUAAUGUGAUAUCACAAGUUCGUGGAAGUAGCCAACCACGCAGUGGGGCUGUCGGAAUACUUGGAAUCGAACGUUCUAUUGAAGCGAGACAUGCACAGACGGAUAAGAAUAUUUCAAAAGCAUUUCAGGAUUUGAAGGUUUUAAUGACGAUGGCUUCCGAGAUGGUGAAUCUAUCAAAAAGCAUAUCUCAGAAAAUGCGGGAUCGCAAAGGAUGCGUUUCGGAAGACGAAACCGUGGAGUUCAAGUCUGCUUUACUCCGUCUGGGCGUUAGCAACUCUGUAAUAUCUGACGCCGGGGCAAAGACUGGGUCAGAGUACUCCCGUGGGCUCGCAAAAGAAAUGUGUGUGAUUUUGACGAAGCCUUUGGAAGAUUCGAAGGGCAUCAUGCCGCUAACGGAUGCAUACUGCGUGAUGAACCGGGCCCGUAGUCUAGCCGGGCUCGUUUCGCCCGAGGACUUUUUGGCGGCGUGUGAGCAGCUCCGCGAUGCGACGAGGACCUCCGCGAACCCGCUGGUAUUUAAGGCGUAUCAUUCCGGGCUCAAGUGUGUCCAGUGGGCGAGACUUGACAACGAUGACGUCGUGAUUGAUGAUACCAUGAAGCACUUCGCGUCGGAGAAGUUCAUUACGGCUGAGCAUCUGGCUAAAAUCCUGGGCAUUUCUGUGGUUCUGGCGCAGCAACGGUUGGUCUUAUGUGAAGAGAAAGCGCUGGCGUGUCGUGACGAUUCAGCGGAAGGAUUGCGAUUUUAUCCGAACAGAUUUUUGUAUCCAUGACUGGCUUUAUUUUUUAUGUGAAUUUUUCUUGACACAUUCUGAUUAGUCCAUUAGAUUUCUGUGAUUCUUUUUUUGUGGAGAAGGUACCGAAUGAAAGAAUUUACUGUUAUUUAUUGCGGUUUUAUGAAUUCCAAUAGAAGUGGCGAAUGCCUCAUUUACUCGUUUACGAA